Messenger RNA from Eupeodes corollae, 656 nucleotides. Its product is annotated as putative nuclease HARBI1. The record is from RefSeq and is a predicted model, not a curated record. The transcript is spliced from 2 exons. Bases 53 to 520 code for a protein of 155 amino acids. NCBI's taxonomy places the organism in Eukaryota, Metazoa, Arthropoda, Insecta, Diptera, Syrphidae.
CAAGGAUCACAGCAGCAACGGCAUUCCUUCAAUUUUAAAGCUUGCCGCUACUAUGAGAUUUCUUGCUGAGGGAUCGUACCAAAAAGGAGUUGGACAAGACGUACUGCUUGGAAUGGCACAACCAACAGUCUCAAACGUUUUGUCUGAAACUCUUAAAAUUCUUGAGAGAACGUUGUGCCCAAAAAUGAUAAAUUUUAAAAUGAAUGAACAGGAAAAGCUAGAAGCAAAAACAGCAUUCUAUGAAAAUAGUGGUUUUCCUGGGGUUAUAAUGUGCGUUGAUGGAACGCAUGUAAGCAUUAUACGUCCUACAACAAAUGAAUACCAUUUUUACAACAGAAAAGGAUAUCAUAGCUUAAAUGUAAUGGUGGCCUGUGUCCACAAAACGAGGAUAACUUGCGUUAAUCCCAGUUACGGGGGAAGUUCUCAUGACUCUGUUGUGUGGUCAAUGAGUAAAGAGAGAGCUUUUAUGGAAGAACAAUUUAGACAUGGGGAUAGCAGCAAGAUUCUCGGUAACAAAUGAACUGAAACUCAAUAUUGUCAAACGUAAAACUUUUGUUUGAUUUAGGUGACGCUGGUUAUGCCUUAGAGCCAUGGAUGAUGACACCGUACAGGGCAGCUGCAAGUGGAAGUCGUGAAGCGAAUUUCAACACAGUUCA